GUGCACAUGACGAUGACAUUUAGGCCGCAAAAUUAGAACAUGGUUUUACAAUGAUUGUUAACGUUGUUUCGCAAUGGAAUCCGUCGUGGGUAGAAGUGAAUUUACUGAUAAACUACAAAGCGCGGGUGACAAAUUGGUUAUUGCGGAUUUCUAUGCCGAUUGGUGUGCCCCCUGCAAGAUGGUCGGACCUAAAUUUGCAGAGCUUAUAAAGAACUUUCCAGACGUAGUGAUACUGACAAUAAACCUGGACGAUAAUGAGGAGCUAGGCCAGGAUUAUGGCAUCGAGUCAAUGCCGACGUUCGUCUUGCUCAAACACAGCGAGGUUGUCGCUACCUACGUUGGUACCAAUAUGGAUAAAUUAAAGAAGGUUAUUGAACAGCAACUGAACCCAUUAUAAAGUAGCCUUGCAUCGUAUGAUACAACAUAUUGUGUAUUAUUGUUCCAAAAUGAAUGAAACAAAGUUAACUUUUUGUUGUAUUUCUUUACUGAAACACUACAUCGUAUUAGACAAAGCAUUCGUGGGAGGUCGAACAAUGCAGCAGCCUUGAGAGUGCAUCGAUUUUGCCUACAACUUCCUUAUGAC
Molecule: messenger RNA, 583 nt
Organism: Acanthoscelides obtectus
Lineage: Eukaryota; Metazoa; Arthropoda; Insecta; Coleoptera; Chrysomelidae
Source: the annotation of a GenBank genome assembly